GAAGUUGAACUGGAAUUCAGUGACAUGGAAGGCGGCUCUGCAGGACUGCGGUGACAUGGCGUCCGUACAGCCCGCCACCUCUGUCUUCUUCCAGCUGUUCCAGGCGCACUGCGGCCACUCAGACUUGGGACAGAUAAAUGUAAACUGGUUCGAGGAACUGACCAGAGAGGCCAUACGUCUUCAGCCCAGGCUACAUGAGGAUGAGGAGAAGAGAGGAGGCCGGCAGGAUACCAGUCUCUUCAAGACCCCGCAGCACAAGCGGUCUCUCUGCAGCCAGUUAGAGUCCACCCCGUCUAUUUUCAGAGAGCAGAGUUUAUGCUCCCCCCUCUUCCGGUCACCGACAAAAGAUCAUGAGAAAAGUCACGUCUCAGCGGAAUUUUUUUUUAGAAAUGUUUUGGCGACAGAGCUGAGCCCGGAUACUUCUGCAAUACCACCUAAUGAAACCUUUGGCACUUCAAGUAGAUAUUUAGCUGACAGCCCUGUUGUCAUGAAGCAGUUGUUUAAGGCCCCCUUUGGGGAUGGAAAAUACCUGCACACAACGCCGCGGCAAGAUCGAAAGUUUGAUAUGUCUGAUAGUUUAUUGUGCACACCUCAGUUAAUCAGGGACCAAAGCUCGAGGUGUAUAUCAGAAAGUCUAGGUGUAGAAGCAGAUCCUGAGAUGUCCUGGUCAAGUUCCUUAGCUACACCACCCUCUCCGACUGUGAUCAUUGCGCAAGCUAAAGAAGAAGUUUGUAAACUGAGGAAAUAUGACAGAGAAGAUGUACUGAUUGUGCACAGUCUCUUCUCCAAGAAGAAUAAUGUUGCAGAAGCUGUUUCUUCAGCAGCCCCUGACACAAAGACGGACAGGGACAGCACAAAGUUUGCAAAAACUAUGACUAACGAAAACAUGGAAAAGUCAUCUGACUAUCUGAAGGCUCAGCAGAAGAAAACCGUUGUGAAUGCCGUUGGAGAUGGGGAAGCAUGCCAAGUGGUUGAGAAUGCAAUUGAAGGAAUGGAAGAUGUUUUGUCAAUCUUUUUUACCAAUGAAAAACCACCAGAAUUGAGAAAAAUAAAAGUCGACCGACGAAUAAAAAGAAAAAUUAAACUAUUUAGUAGCGUGACUGGAAAAAAUGAUUCCUUAUCGAAAACACUGAGGAAGCAAACUACAACAUUCACUUCGGAGAACCUUAAGAUACCUAGCAAAUUACUAGAGCAGAAGGCUUGUUUGAGAGAGGUCUCUUUAUCUUAUGAGUGGACUCCUCUGAACCUCCCUGAUACAACACAAGAGGAAAACGUAGCUGUUGAAAUUGACGCUAGUAGUAAUACAAUGGAAAAUUCAACAUGUAAUGAUUCCCAGCUGCACAGGGAUGAGCACACAUCAAAAGCUUCUAAUGAGACCAAUAAGUGUGGUCAAGAUGGCCUUUUAAACUCUUCGCAAUAUAUGGAACACAAAGAGAAAUCUGAAGAGCGACUUCCUGAUGAUUCUGCAGGUGACAGCGAACCUCUUAUUUCAGGUGAUCUCUCAUUCUUUGCAACUGAAGGUGACUUUCCUUGGAAAAGCAGCAGUAUAGCAGAGCAGAAACAUAAACUGAUCCUAUCUACACUGAAAAAGCAGAACAGAUUUUUGUACAGCCUUGAAAUGGAUUAUCAGCAAUCUGAAACCACUGAGAAGAUGGAUACGACUCUGCACGGCGAACCUUCAAAGGGCCUGGAAACACCCGAUGCCCAGUCCAAAAGAUCGUUGGAUUUAAAGAAUGCUGCAUCGCCCCUGCCAGAAAUAAAGCAAGUUGAAAAGGACGAUGACUUUAAAGAUAACAGUGUGGGUUUCCAAGAAAUCUUGGAAGAAGAGGCUUUCUUAAAUAUCACGCAGACAGAUCCAACUGCAACCUCUGGGGUGAAAUCAGCUGUGUCCUCAGUUGCUGGUAAUUGCACAGAGCUCCAAGUGGCAAAAUCGGAGAGCAUUUCACAGAUAGAAUAUGAGGCAUCACAACACUCGGAAGGGAUGGUGGCUCACAGUAAUACCAAAGCCAGGGUCUUAGACUCUGUGACACGUGACCAUAGCGUACACGAGGAUCCUUAUACCUCAAGAAAGGAGUGUGAUUCCAUUUGCAGUACUCUGCACCCUGGAAAAGCAGAGUCUAAAUCCGCUAACAGGUCACUUGAUUUACCAGCAGAAAUAAAAAUGCUAAGUUUUGUAGGCUUUAAAACGGCAUCAAAUAAAAAAAUAGACAUUUCAGAAGAUAAUCUAAGAAAAGCCGAACUUCUCUUAAAAGAAGAUGAAGCUCUGCCCAUUUCAAACCCUGCUAAAGUUGUGACUGGAGACAAAAACUCUUUGAAUUUGAUGGACAGAACUGAUGAUACAAUGACACAUAUGGAAUUCCACAGAGCAUCACCUAAGGAAAUGGUCCCAGAAAGUAGAACUGCUAAAGUAAAUGUUUUAUUACAGGAAAUCUGUCAAACCCCAAGCAAAAGAUGUAAAACAAAUAAUACUCAUGACCAGACCACAACGGACAUAAAGCUGGAACACGAUGAAAUGACUGGCAGCGUUGAACCUAACGCUUCUAGGAACUUACCUGAGGUAUCACAUGAAGAUAUAAAGGAAGAAAACAAAACUGAAGUAGCAGCAAAUACCCGCAAGCAGCCCUGUUUAGACAGCAAGUCGAUAGGAGACAUAGGCUUUAAGGAAAAUUCUAUGCAGGUAUUGAACUUGCAAGGAAUAGAAUCUCACUUAUACGACGUCUUUACAGAAAGCCAAAAAGCUGAAAUCAAUGAACUUUCUUCUAUUUUAGAGAAUGCAGGCAGUCAGUUUGACUUUACACAGGUCAAGAAGCUAAAUCUGCUUGGAUUAGAUCAUGAAAAUAUGCAAAAUCCAAAGAAGAGCAUCAGCGAGUCUCAGAAGCUCAACACGUCAGAUGUCUGGGAAGAUGUGGACUUCAACGAUAGCUUUGCUACUGGAGAAGGAAAUCUAGAAGGCAACGUUUUGUGUGUCCUAUCAGAACCUGAAAACAAAAGCGACAUUAAGACAAAUGCUUGCAACAUCACAGAUAAUAAUGUGGGCUUCAAACGUGGGGAUGGAACCGUUAGUGGAUUUACCAGCGGUAAAUCUGUUAACAUUACUGAUGAAGAUUUAGUCAAAGCAAUAGAGAUGUUUAGUGAUUUAGAAGAAAAGGCAGAGGGGAAAAUGACCAAGACUGCGCAAGAUCUACACUGUUCACCUAGGCCCCAAACUGUCAGUGGUCCACACCUUACAGCUAAUGACAGGACUGCUACACAGUCUGUUAGUAAUGUGUCAAAUACAAUGCAAGCUACCACUUCACCAAAGCUUGCCCAGUCCAAAGAGAAAUACUUUUCAGAUAUUGAAUUCUACAGUAAUCAAGAAGAUGGUUGUAAGAGCAAGGAAAACCAUGCCACUAAAUUACAACCAAGAAGGGAGAGACCGAGUAGUGAGAGAAGUCUUUCAUUACUAGUUGAGGGUGUGCAAAAUUGUGACAUUGCUUCAAGUAGCUAUGAAAACUCUGCUUCCGCUUCAGGCUUGUCUACGAUGCCAGUUGGGUUUGCUACUGGAAAAGGCAAAGCAAUUAAUAUUAACAAAGCUACUUUAGAUAAAGCGAGAACUAUGUUCAGUGAUAUAUUGGAUUUGUCUGACCCAGGUGAGGAUCACUGCAGAACACCCCCAGUCCACGGACCCUCGGGUUUGUUAACAAAUGCACCUCAGGCUAAUAACACCUUUGCAGAAAAGGAAACACAUGGGCCAAGGUCUUACCAUGGUCCAGAGGUUUCCAGUAAAGAAAGCAAAGUGCCCAAAGUCAUUUUGGAUGGCCCUCCUCAGGAAGAAAACCAGAAAUUGCAUGUGUUAAGAAGAGAGUCAAGUCCUCUUUGGCAAGAUAAUCUAAUAUCAAACAGGUCAUUGUUCAGUACUGCAAGUGGCAAAUCUCUUCAGUUGUCUGAAGAGGGUUUAAAAAGGGCUUACAAGGUGUUUUCUGACGUAGAUGAUGUUCAUGUAGGAGAUCAACAAACAGGAAUUGUCUCGAGAGAACCUACAGUAAAUUCGGGUGGUUUGCUUGACUUAAAGAACAAGUCUGUGCUAGUAAAAGAAACCACGUUUAACUUUCCCCAACCAGGUUUUAGCACUGCAAAUGGUAAAUUUAUAGGUGUAUCUCAAAAAUGUCUCCAGAAAGCACGAGAACUAUUUUCUGACCUUGGAGAACCCAAUGAUUUAGAUGUUGGACAAAGAAAUCCAUCUAGUCAAAGCAUAGCACAAGUCCGAAGAAAUAAACCUUUGGUUAAUCAAGUCACAGCAGACGUCUGCUCUGAAAUAUUGGCAGAUUUACCACCCCUAGAAAAUCUCCCCAACAAAGAGAUGUCUAAUAAGACUUCUUCAGGUGAACAUGAAAUUCCUGAAAUGAGUGUAAUGUCUUUAAGCACUGCUGGUGGGAAAUCUAUUCUGCUCUCUGAAGACUCUUUGAGGAAAGCUCAAGGGAUGUUUAGCAAUAUAGAUGACAACCUCCCGCUAGACGAGGGAAAACGUGGUUCUUCAGUCAACCAAAUUGAGAGGAAAAAUCCCAAAUCUACCUUUCCUCCAUUAGGUUUCAGUACGGCAAGUGGUAGAGCCGUAGCAGUGUCUCUAAGUUCCGUCCAGAAAGCAAGACAGAUGUUUGCUGCUACUGUUGAUACUGUAUCAGACACAGGGCUUACAUAUCAAUCUACUAAGAGCCUGACUAGAAAGGAAGACACCCUAGAGCCUAACCAAUGCCUUCCAAUCAGUAAUGCAUCCAGUAGUCUAAAACCAGCUUUGGAUCAAUGUACUACUGAUCCCAAAGGAGUGGAUACAAGCAUGUGUUUUCCUCAGCAAGAGACCUCCAACAGAAAGAUGGCAUUUUUCAGCACAGCUAGUGGCAGUCAUGUUCAUUUGUCAAGUAAGGCUUUACAGAAAGCUAGAGAGAUGUUUGCUGAUUUAGAUGAUGGACAGGUAGACCAGCCUCUCCAAGAAAAUGUCAAGGAAAAAGCAGAAAUGAUGGAUUUCUCUAGUAAAAAUCCUGACAAUACUAUGCAAGUAAAUGCCCAAGGCGUCGCCUCGCUUUCUGUAGGAUUCAACACAGCAAGCGGAAAGACUGUGACAGUCUCGCAUGAUUCACUCCAAAAGGCAAAGCUGCUUUUUGCAGAUGCUGAUGAAAAAAUAGAUCCAGCAAACUCUUCACAGGACAAUACAACAAAGAAUAUAAACCAAAGAGAAGAAACUGGAGGCUUCUCUGUAGCCAGCAUGUGUCAAACAAGUAAGACAAGGUCUUCUGUGAGCAACUUUUCUUCUUCUGAAGGUAACGAGUGCGGAAACAACACUAGAGAGCCAGUGGUGGAAGAUGGUUGUGUACCCAAGACGCCAUGUUUUAGCACAGCUGGCGGUAAAACGGUGACUGUGUCCAAGGAGUCGUUGAAGAGGGUACGAGAAAUAUUUUCUGAAGUAGAUAACCACUGCUCAUCCCAGCAUGAUGCCACUGUAGAUAUGCAACCUAAUCCUAUAUCAACAUCUGCCGCAAAAGUAUCCCUAAGAGAAAACAAGGAGCCUGAACCAUCUGAGAUACAACAUUCCUCUAAUGUGCUCACAAAAAACUCAUUUGGAUUUAGCACUGCUAGCGGGAAGCAAGUAUGCGUUUCAGAAGAUGCACUGCAAAAAGUUAAAUCCUUUUUUGAAGAGUUUGAUACAAAUGAAAAUUUAGAAGGUAAUCUUAAUGAAAAUCAAGACUCUGCAAGAAUUCAUACACUUAAUCCCUUACUGAACAAACAGCAUCUCAAAGUCUCUGUCACCAAGCUUGACCACAGACAGAAGAACACUGUUGAGGGAAAGAAAACGACUUCAACUAAGUCUUCCUGUAGUAGUAGCGUUCCACCGCCAGGUUUAGUAAAACACUCAACACCCCUCUACGGUGCCGGAUCAACACAUUUGUAUUUUACAUCAUCUCAUACUCCAGAAAAUGAGAUCGAGAUUGAAGCAGCAGAAAGCGCGAAAGCAUUCAUGGAUGAUGAAGAUCUGACAGAUGCUGAAUUAAAAGCCGAUGGUUUAUUUUUGUGUCCAGACAAACUUCCAAAUAUUAGAAAUGGAAAAAGGUUUCGGUCCGAUGAUGGAAUGGGACGCGGAGAGCCACCCAUCAAAAGGCAACUUUUACCAGAGUUUGACCGAUCUUUGGAGAACGAAUCCAAACCUGCUUUGAAGCCUCUCACAAGCAGUCCUCACGAGCGCCUAAAGGACAGAAGGAAGUUUCUCUACAAGACUUCCUUACAACCAUUAUCAUCUGAUCCUGCCAGUUUCUCAAAAGGAAAAGAGGCUACCCCGGAAACUAUGCAUGCUCCUCCCAGCUAUGCUCAUUCCAAAUUGAUUGGUUCCAGAAGCUCUUUACCAGGCAGUUCAGCACACAUUUCAGCCGAUUGUAGAAAUGAUCGAGACAACGCGUCGAAAACUGUAACAACCUCAUUUGUAACCCCUUUUAAGAAGGACCCCCACGUAUCUUCAGGUAAUCAAAUGGUUAACUCUCCAAGACAAGACCAGGAUUACAGCAGAGGUCUUCUAAGUAAGAGUCGUAUGGAAGUCGGGGCAUCACAGAAGGAUGAAUCAGGGCCAGAUUUCUCCAAUUUGGUAGAAAAUAUCUGCUGUGCCAGAGAUAUGCAAGAGAUGAGAAUACGAAAGAAACAAAGACAGAAGAUUAAGCCACAACCUGGAUCUUUAUACCUACAAAAAACCUCAUCUGCCAAAAGAAUUGAUCUGGUAACGGCGGUCGAAGAGAGGCAACCGACCGUAUAUACUCAGGCCGAGUUGUACAGAUGCGGUGUUAUCAAGAAUCACAUUGGAAUUAACAGUGAAACCGCGAGGACCUUUGAAUUCCACUGUCUGGAUUAUUUCACAAGAGAACGUUUCCUGUCCGAAGGCGGAGUGCAGAUAGCUGAUGGCGGCUGGCUGGUACCCACCGAUAAACUGUCCGCUGGCAGAGAGGAGUUCUACAGAGCCCUGUGUGACACUCCAGGGGUAGAUCCCAAGCUAAUCGGUCCAGAGUGGGUGUACAAUCACUACCAAUGGAUUGUGUGGAAACUGGCGGCCAUGGAAGUGAAGUUCCCUAUGACCUUUGCUGGCAGAUGCUUGACACCGGACAGAGUGCUCUUACAGCUCAAGUACAGAUACGAUGUGGAAAUUGAUAAAUGUCGACGAUCAGCUGUCAAAAAGAUAAUGGAGAGAGAUGACACGCCAGCUAAGACACUGGUUCUUUGCAUUUCUAAAAUCCUUACACUGGGAAACUAUGAAACCAGUGAUACAAAGCAGACGUCUGCUAUCAUUGAGGUGACUGAUGGCUGGUAUGGGAUCAAGGCACUUCUGGACCCUGCUCUUACGUCUCUGCUGAAGAAAGGACGAAUGUUCAUAGGCCAGAAGAUAAUUGUACAUGGAGCAGAACUGGUGGGCUCAGAUGACGCAUGUACACCCCUUGAAGCUCCGGAUUCUCUUAUGUUAAAGAUUGCAGGAAACAGCACUCGACCUGCCCGUUGGUAUACCAAACUAGGCUAUUUUCAUGACCCCAGACCUUUCUGCCUCCACCUGUCCUCACUUUUGGCUGAAGGCGGCAUUGUGGGGUGUGUGGAUGUUCUUAUACAAAGGAGUUACCCCAUACAGUGGAUGGAAAAAAUGGGCAAUGGGACGUAUGUGUUUCGUAAUGAGCGUGCAGAAGAAAGGGAGGCAGAAAAACACUCGGUCAAGCAGCAGAAGAAUCUGGAAGUCUUGUAUGUCAAGAUUCAGGAAGAGUACGAAAAAGAGCAAGUUUCUGCUCCGAAGAGAAGACCAAGACGUCAGUCUUUAAGUGAACCACAGAUCCGCGCGCUCCAGGAUGGUGCAGAGCUCUACGAAGCCCUUCAGAACGAGCCCGACCCUAGUUACCUGGAGUCUUCUCUAAGUAGUGACCAGCUGCGGGCCCUAAAUAAUCACAGACAAGUAUUAAAUGACAAGCGGCAGGCGCAGAUCCAGGCUGACUUCAGGAAGGCCAUUGAAUCCUCGGAGCAGGAACCUGGUGGCAGUGCGCGGAGGGACGUUACUCCAGUAUGGAAGAUUCGGAUUGUGGAUUACAAAGACCAUGACUGCACCUCUGCCUACAUGUUAAACAUAUGGCGACCAUUACCUGAUGUAGUGUCACUGCUAAAGGAAGGAGGACGUUUCAAGAUAUAUCAGCUGGCAGCUUCCCAGUCAAAGGGAAAAUCGGACACUGCUGCGGUGCAGCUGACCGCCACCAAGAAGACACAGUUCCAGCAGUUGCAGCCCCUACAGCACCUUGAGCAGAUUUACACCGACAGACAAGUGACACCGAUCAGUCACUUCCUGGAGCCUCAUUUCACAGCUGCAUACGGAGAAGUGGAUGUGGUGGGACUGGUGGUCUCCACACAACAAAAACCAGGUGCCGCUCCGUUGGUUUAUAUGUCGGAUGAGACAUGUAAUGUUGUGGCGUUAAAGUUCUAUACGGAUCUCGGACAGCUGGCCUUGGAAGAGCUCACCAGACCACACACUUUCAUCUCUGCUGCUAACCUUCGCUGGAGGUCAGAGUACGUGUCUGGAGUUCCUACAGUGUUUGCUGGAGACCUGUCCUUUGUUACGGCGAAUCCCAAAGAGCAUCAUCUACAAAAAGCUAUUCAAAAACUGCGUCAGUCCAUAGAGUCUGUUCCAGAAUUUUGCAAAGAAAUGGAGAACAAACUGAUGAACGUCCUGCAAGCUCAAAACCCACAGGACAGAGCGUCUUUAGCGUGCUGCAGUGUGGAUCCGCGCUCUCAUCUAGUAGCAGGAAGCAGAUGUUCUACACCAGGGCCAAAAAUCAAUAAUCUCCAAAUGAAACCCGUGUCGACACCUGCUGGAAGCAAUACAGUUUUGAACACAAGUAUGGAAUUCGACCCGAAGACCUGCAAGAAGAUGAAAGGAUUGGAUUAUCUGAGUCGAAUACCAUCCCCUGCCCCCCUAACUCCAGUGGGGACAAUACUAUCGCCUUCAAUACAAAGGGCAUUUCGGCCUCCUCGGAGCUUACACAAAGAAGAUCGAACAUGUGCAAAGACCACUCCAAAUCCAGACUCUAGUACCCCAGGUAAACUAGAAGGAGGGUUCGUUGCAGAUGAAGAGCUGGCCAUGAUUAAUACACAAGCUCUUGUAUCGGGAUUAGAAGGGGGCGGCAAACUGACUUCUGAACGGGACAUUCAGAAGAAGAUAACCCCCAACGUCAACUGUCCAGAAAGUGGAAAGGCCCAGGUGACUGAAGAAGAACCUCAGGUGCCUUACCAGAGACGACUGUGCAGGAAAAGAAAGCAGAAGCCCUGAAAGUGUAAUAAUAUAACGGGACGUGGGGAAAAGAGGGACGGAGUCUGUAUAUAUGUUUAAUAUGUUUAAUAAUCUGUACAGUUAUUUAUAAAAAGUUCUCUGUAAAAUCUGGUUUCUUAUAAAAAAAAAAUCUAUGAAAGUACAAGAAAGGAAAGGAGCAUUUGUAGACACAGAAUCAAAGAUGACAUAACACAUAAUAAAGAUGCUGUUAAUUAGGAAAGAUUCGCAGGGAACGACUACAUUGGUCAAAAAACUGCAACAAGUGGAGCUGAGCUAUAGUACAAAGCAGGACCCCCUAUAAUUAUACACUGAAACCGCCUUUCUUAAAUGUAGCUGUCCAACAUACUGUUUUCAAGUGUUCACCAUUUCAAGACCUCUGCUUACUUUCAUAAAAUGGAAAAAAAAAAUGUAAGGUGUUUGUUACAGUGUAUCAGUGAGGGUACAAACCAUCAGAUGCAGAUACACUGUAUGAACACCUCACUUGUGAGAGGGCAUUCAGCUCCUGCAUAUAAACAAGACUGUUUCAAUUCAUUGACUGCAAACAGACCUUAAAUAUAGUGAGAACUUGAUGCACAAAGUGCUUUUAUAAAAGUUUCCAUCGUACAGUGACUAAUGGUCCUGACAAUGUUUGUAGAAAUACCAGUCCCAGUAACUGACCUGAGCAAAGGCUCUUUCCUCGGGUGAUCGUGUCUGGGCAGCAGAUCGUCCUGUACAAAACAGGGAUCUGCUGACCGGACACACUGAGACUCUAUGGGGACAAGCGAUUGUACAGAUAGGACUCCGGCAGAGCAAACUUAAAGGGCAUCUGUCAGCAGAUUUGUACGGCCUCGUUUGGAGAUCCAGCAGGCUGACCGGUGCAGUGAGGUCCGGCAGUGAUCUGGUAAUCCGUUGCAUGGCCCUCUCCACUUUGAUUGUCAGGACCAGGUGUGAACAUGGUUUCACUGCCUGGUCCUGUCAAUCAAAGUACAGAGGACGCGGCAGUUGCAGAGAGAGCAGAGCCUCUAGGUGUAAUGACAAC
Molecule: messenger RNA, 10325 nt
Organism: Bufo gargarizans (Asiatic toad)
Lineage: Eukaryota; Metazoa; Chordata; Amphibia; Anura; Bufonidae
Gene: BRCA2
Product: BRCA2 DNA repair associated
Biological process (GO): double-strand break repair via homologous recombination; regulation of DNA-templated transcription
Source: RefSeq, a predicted model, not a curated record